Penicillium soppii is the source of this 552-nucleotide messenger RNA. Its product is annotated as glutathione S-transferase family protein. Gene Ontology annotation, cellular component: cytoplasm. NCBI's taxonomy places the organism in Eukaryota, Fungi, Ascomycota, Eurotiomycetes, Eurotiales, Aspergillaceae. The coding region runs from base 1 to 552 and encodes 183 amino acids. The record is from RefSeq and is a predicted model, not a curated record. The transcript is spliced from 5 exons.
AUGGCAAACAAAGGUCCGAUCUUCCAUCCUGUUGCGACGGGAGCGGCGGCAAGAACCGUCAAGGCUCAUGAGGAUGAACAAAAGUUGAUUUUCUGGGCUGGAUGGUUCUGUCCUUUUACCCAAAGGAGCUGGAUUGUUCUGGAAGAAAAGAGCAUUCCAUACACAUACCUCGAAGUUAAUCCAUACCUCAAAGAGCCCGAGUUCCUAGCGAUAAGUCCAAAUGGAACAGUACCCGCCAUCCAAGACAAAGGCAUGACGAUUCACGAUUCAACCAGGAUCAACAAUUAUCUCGAGAAUACGUACUGGGUCUCCCGCAACGCAUCGAUAAUCUGGCUCCUCCCUGCAGAGGAAAAAGCCCGGUCCACGGCAUUCCAGUGGAUAGCUUACAUCAAUGAAACGGUAGUUCCCGCAUUCUUCCAUUUGCUACAGGCUCAACCGGACGAGCCCGAAAAGACAAAGGUCGCAUUGAGGGAGUUGAAAGUCGCCUUGACAACUAUAUCCUCGUUGCGGAAGGGACCUUUCUCUUUUUGGACCCACGUUUGGUUUAGUUGA